UCGAAAUGAGUGAUAUUUCUGUUUAAAAUUUGUUUUCCUUAUCAUUUUUAUCACAAUGGCCAGUAAAUCUAUUAAACAUAUAUCACCAUUGAUAUAUUUGGUAGCUUCAAUUCCAAUAUUCAAUAAACUUUAUGACACCACAAAGUCUGUUAUUGACGAAGAGUUCCAUCUUCGCCAGGGACUCCACUAUUGUAACAAACGCUUUUCUGAGUGGGAUCCUAAAAUAACAACAUUUCCUGGGUUGUACAUCGCCUCCAUCAUUGUCAUUCCAUUCGAUAUGUGCAAUGUCUAUGGUUUGCGUUUGGUGUCAUUGCUAGCGUCGACUUGCAACGUGUAUCUUAUUUUUAAGAUAAGAGAACGAUUGACAACGCAACAGAAUACUAUUGUCCUAGCUCUAGAGUCAAUAUCGAUUUCUCUACUGCCUCCGUUGUAUUUUUUCAGCCAUUUGUAUUACACUGAUGUCUUGUCGAUGACAUUCUUCCUUUCCAUGUAUUAUUUUUGGAGCAAACGAUCCUAUAGUCUUUCUGCUAUGUUCGGAGCUUUGAGUGUUCUAGUGAGACAGACCAACAUUGUGUGGGUAGUGUUGUUCCUUGGUAUUUGCUUCCUAGAUGAGCUGGUCGAGAUGUAUGCCUACCGUCGAGGAAUCAAAAGAAAAUCCACAAUUUCUCUGUGUAGUCCGAAGACUUUGUUUAAUAUUGCAAGUUCGUGGGGAGUAGUCCUGCAAAGUAUCGUCAAUACUCUAAAGCACUUCUAUGGAUACAUUGUGGUUGUUGUUGUUUUCAUUGGAUUUGUGAUUGCGAAUGGUUCAAUAGUUGUUGGAGAUAAAAGUGCUCACGAAGCUACUGUUCAUAUUCCACAGCUCUUUUACUUUGCAGUUUUCACAUUGAUCUUUGGAGCACCUGUGUUGAUUGAAAAUUCAAGACAAAUUCUUCUAACACUGAAGAGAUCAUGGAAAUUGUGUGCAGCUUCUGCGAUACUAUUUGCCAUUAUUGUUGGAUUCAAUACAAUGGCGCAUCCUUACUUGCUAGCCGAUAAUCGACAUUAUACAUUUUACAUCUGGAACCGUUUCUAUGGCAAAUAUGAAUGGUUUAAAUUUAUUGUUAUACCAGUUUAUGUAGUAGGUUUGAAUGUGAUACGUUCAUCGACAGCGCAUUUAUCGAGUGGUUUUCAACUAAUGUUCUGGAUUGCAUGUUUUACAGCUCUAUGUGGCCAGAGAUUACUAGAGAUUCGUUACUUCCUUAUUCCAUUUAUGAUUUUAAGAUUGAAUUUGAGAAUUUGGAAGCGAAAAUAUAUCGUUUUUGAAUUAAUAUGGAAUUUAAUGAUUAAUUGUUUUAUGUUUGUGAUAUUUUUCAAAAAAGAAAUUUACUGGUCCAAUUAUAACGAACCUCAGCGGCUAAUAUGGUAGAAUCGAAUUAUGUAAUUUUAUGUCAAUAAACUUACUUUGUACAUAA
This is a messenger RNA of Episyrphus balteatus (marmalade hoverfly), 1451 nucleotides long. RefSeq names its product putative Dol-P-Glc:Glc(2)Man(9)GlcNAc(2)-PP-Dol alpha-1,2-glucosyltransferase (gene Alg10). Bases 56 to 1405 code for a protein of 449 amino acids. The transcript is spliced from 5 exons. Lineage: Eukaryota; Metazoa; Arthropoda; Insecta; Diptera; Syrphidae. Gene Ontology annotation, molecular function: dolichyl pyrophosphate Glc2Man9GlcNAc2 alpha-1,2-glucosyltransferase activity. Gene Ontology annotation, cellular component: endoplasmic reticulum. The record is from RefSeq and is a predicted model, not a curated record. Gene Ontology annotation, biological process: protein N-linked glycosylation; dolichol-linked oligosaccharide biosynthetic process.